Acanthochromis polyacanthus (spiny chromis) is the source of this 5640-nucleotide messenger RNA. RefSeq names its product nuclear factor 1 X-type-like. The coding region runs from base 560 to 2230 and encodes 556 amino acids. The transcript has 14 exons. Gene Ontology annotation, cellular component: nucleus. Gene Ontology annotation, biological process: regulation of transcription by RNA polymerase II. Lineage: Eukaryota; Metazoa; Chordata; Actinopteri; Pomacentridae. Gene Ontology annotation, molecular function: RNA polymerase II cis-regulatory region sequence-specific DNA binding; DNA-binding transcription factor activity, RNA polymerase II-specific. The record is from RefSeq and is a predicted model, not a curated record.
AGAUCGGACGCGCGGCGUAGGAGACAGCUGCUUUUGGACACGUUUUGGAAACAGAAGCUGCUCGACAGCAAAAAGGCUGCACACGAGAGGGAGAGAAAAAGAAUAUAAACACAACUUACUUUGCAUCACCUCUGCCGUCCAUUAGUUUGAACGCGUUAUUAAUGUUAUUUCGGGGGAGCUUUUGAGCGUCUCUCAAUCUGCUGGACAAGUUUGGCGGCUGAAGGACGCACCUCGGGACUUUGACGCAGACGUCUCCCUGACUUCUUUCUCCCUGGACAUGGGCGCAUCUGACGCCAAGCAGCGGUAGACGGAGAGCUCGGAGCCGCUGUCCUCUUUUUCCUCCUAUCUCUUGCAGAGUGGACCCACUUUUGAAAGAGCGUGUUUUUUUCUAGCUGGGCCUAAGGCCGACUUGUUUAAAGGACCUUUUUUUGCUUCCGGCAACAGCGAAGAGACCAAGUCUUCCUCCCUCAGCUUUCACUCCCUCUCUCACUUUUUUGGAAGCUGAACUUUUAAAGGAAAAUGGGGCAUUGAGAGGGUUGGCAGAUCUCCCCACGCUAUAAUGGCUACUGACACCUACCUGGUGAACGACGAUCCUACUAGAGGCCCAGGGAUGCCUGAAUGUUUCCUCGUAUCCGACACAUAUAGGGAUGAAUUCCACCCCUUCAUCGAGGCCCUUCUGCCCCAUGUCCGCGCCUUCGCCUACACCUGGUUCAACCUGCAGGCCCGCAAGCGCAAGUACUUCAAGAAGCACGAGAAGCGCAUGUCCAAGGAGGAAGAGCGCGCGGUGAAGGAUGAGCUGCUGGGGGAGAAGCCAGAGAUCAAGCAGAAGUGGGCCUCGCGCCUGCUGGCCAAGCUCCGCAAGGACAUCCGGCCUGAGUUCCGUGAGGACUUUGUGCUCACCAUCACGGGGAAAAAGCCCCCCUGCUGCGUGCUGUCCAACCCCGACCAGAAGGGCAAGAUCCGUCGCAUCGACUGCCUGCGCCAGGCCGACAAGGUGUGGCGGCUGGACCUGGUGAUGGUCAUCCUGUUCAAGGGCAGCCCCCUGGAGAGCACGGACGGAGAGCGGCUGGUCAAGUCUCCACAGUGCACCAACCCUGGCCUGUGCGUCCAGCCACACCACAUUGGAGUGUCCGUCAAGGAGCUGGACCUCUACCUGGCCUACUUCGUCCACACGCCAGAAUCUGGACAAUCAGACAGCUCCAGCCAACAGGGGGACACAGACAUCAAACCACCUCCCAAUGGGCACCUGAGUUUCCAGGACUGCUUCGUCACUUCAGGGGUGUGGAAUGUGGCGGAGUUGGUCAGGGUGUCACAGACUCCUGUAGCAACAGCAUCAGGUCCUAACUUCUCACUGGCUGACCUGGACAGCAGUCCCAGCUACUACAACAUUAACCAGGUGGCUCUGGGACGGCGCUCCCUCACCUCCCCUCCUUCCACCAGGUCUGAGGUGGAGUUGUACGCAAACCUUCCACGGAGCUCCACCAAGAGGAAGUCCUUAGACGACAGCGAGCUGGAGAGCCCCACAGAUGAUGUUUUCUACCCUGGCCGCUCGCCAGCUGCCAGCUCCUCCCAGUCCAGUGCGUGGCCCAAUGACAUGGAUGCAGUGCAGCACCAUUUGGCGAGUGUGCAGGAGAGGAAGAUAAAACAUGAAAACGAUGGCGUGCAGUUUCCUUACCAUGGACUGUCCUCGCCUGGUUCACUUAAGAAGCCGGGGAAGUUUGAUUUCAACGCCCUGACUUCCCAGACGAGGUCCCCCCGCAUGGCGUUCACACACCACCCGCUGCCUGUGCUGGCAGGAGUGAGACCAGGGAGUCCCCGUGCCUCAGCCUCAGCCCUGCACUUCCCCUCCUCCUCUAUCAUCCAGCAGUCCAGCCCGUACUUCACCCACCCCACCAUACGCUACCAUCACCACCAGGACCCGCUUAAGGAGUUUGUGCAGUUUGUGUGCACCGAUGGCACAGGACAGCCCAGUGCACAGCCUAAUGGAGGUGGCCAGAGCAAAAUGCCGGGCUCCUUCCUGCUGCCCCCGCCACCCCCGGUGGCGCGCCCUGUGCCCCUCCCCAUGCCCGACUCUAAAACCAUCAGCACGCCCACUGACGGUGGACUCAGCUCACCCGCAUCUCCGUCAUACUCCACGCCAGGCUCCACAGCUCCCAACCGGUUUGUCGGCAUCGGAACACGGGACAACUUUCUGAAUAUCCCCCAGCAGACUCAGUCCUGGUUCCUCUGACAAGGCCUCUCUGAAUCAACAGCUAAAAUUGUGUCAUGAAAAUUGGAAAUUUGAAAAGCAAACGCGUCACCGCUGAUAAAGAACAAACUGCUGACACUAAAAGGUCUUUCUCUCUCGCCAACACUAUUCAAAGUACUACUACAGAAGAACCCGAAAAACCCCACACCGCCCCAAGAGGACUCCCAAUUCAACGAUUUGAACAGGAACAUUCGUCCCCUUUUAUGCAGGAGGCUUCAAUGAGAUUGAGUGGACAGACUCAGAAUGCAAAGAGGAGGAAGAAGAUGAGGAACUGUCUCACACGCACCACGAAAUGUCAGAAAGGAAACACAAUAUGGCACCCUGACAAAUGACCAAUUAAACAUUUAUUAUUUCUUUUUUUAAUGAUAUAAUUUUUUUAUUUUGUUGUCUCCACAAUGAAACUCCAUGCAUUGGCUGGGAGAUCAAAAACGAACAAGUAGUGGUAGAUGGUGAUGUCGGAUGUGCAAGCUGAACAGAUUGCCACCCAAAUUGCACGCCUCCAUAUCUGUGUAUUUCUCUGCGCAUCUCUCCUCCAGGUACAUGAUCCCACCCGACACCCACCACCCCACACGCCCCGCCUGGAGCUCGGUGCUGCUCAGGGUCGAGACCACAACCACAGCCGCAUGCCUGCGUGUCGCCGCACUCUGCUGCUCGAGUCGCUCGGCCCUGAGCCUCUUUCAUUUCCCAUUGGCCAAUCGUGGUGACACCAUCCGAUGGUGUGACACAUAUGCACUAAGUGGCUGGUCUUUGUUUACCUGUCAAAGUAUCAGGGUGUCCUGCUGUGGGAGAAGCGAUAGCCAAGAGGCGAGUGCAAGAAAGCGAACACACAACAGACAGUCAUAACACUAACUCUACAUGUGCUCUUUCAUCCCCUCACCUAUGCACUAUUAAUUUUUAAUAAGGGAUGAACAGUAUUGCACAUUGAUGGUCAGACGAGCGAUCAGAGAAGUGAGUUGAGGCUGGUGGCCGCCGCAGGGAUGGGGCUGUGCUAACAUCUGAGUGUGGGCCCUGAAACAUGCAGCACUCAUACGCACACUCAUGCACACUUGCAGACAGUAAAUGCAGACCACCCUCUUCAGAGCAGUCUGUCACACAACCACUCAUAAUAUCAUCUCGUUUUCAUUCUCAGAUUUGGAAUUUACAGUAAUGCACACACAGCAUCAGCAUCAUAUUAUGGCUUUAAUUUGUUGUAGGUGUUUUCUUGCCAUUUUUUUUUCUUUUUUUGCCAGAUUUGGUUUUGGUUUUGUCUCACCUGAUUGUUUUAACCUACUCUUGCAUGUCAUAACAUUUUCCUUUAGUUUGCAGUAACACGCUAUCAUGCUCAGAUUUCAGUGAAACGGUGACAGUAGUUUCUCAAAUCUCUCACAUAUGGACAGCACAGUAACAACAGCUUAUCACAUGCAUCCCUUGCAUUGCUUCACCCACCCCGAAUCCCUUAGUCUGGUCACAGGAAAACCCAGAGGAGUAUACACACACACACACACACACACACACACACACACACAUAUAUUUCUAAAAUGCACACUAGCACCACCAACAACCUGACACAUAAGAAUAAAGGGAAGCCUUUAGAUUUGGUUCUCCAAACUGCCUUUGUUAAUGGUUUUUCAUUCAUUUAAAAUUUGUCUUUUAAUUUGCGAUAUUUUUCUAUGUAAAUGUUCACAUUGAAAUCGCUGUUGGUAUUAUUUUCAUCAUGACACAAUCCAACAAAAGCCGACCUCACAAAAUAACUGGACUGCCUAGCUGUUGGUUCUGUUUUGCAGGGAUAGUAAACAGGGCUGAGACCCUGUUCUCAGCCUCUCUAGUAACAUUAGCUCUAUGUACUAAAACCAUAUAUCAAGACUAUAACAAUAUAUGGAAGUGCCUCUGUAUUCCCUUCAUGCAAUUAGUAAUAAACUUGACUUCAGUUCUCUUCCCACAUAUAAGCUAAAGCCUACAGGGAAUGGUAGCGUUGGUGCAUGUGAAACCAUUGGCCUAGGACAGAUCUUAUAGAGGACUGCAAGCUUCUUUUUUUUUUGUAAAGACAGAGAGAGAGAUCUUUAUACAUAUAUAUUUAUGAUAUAUGCUCCUUUUUAACUUUUACUACAUGAGCUUGUUGGCAGUCUAGUUAUUUUCUGAACUCUCACCCCCCCCCCCCCCUCCCCCCCCCCCCCCCCCCCCCCCCCCCCCCCCCCCCCCCCCCCCCCCCCCCCCCCCCCCCCCCCCCCCCCCCCCCCCCCCCCCCCCCCCCCCCCCCACAACCCGUUUCAGUAACAUCACCUUACUGUUACCAGUACGAAAUCAAACGGACACAUGCCAUCGCCAUCUGCAGCGCAGCAUUAUAAUACCUAGAUGAACAUGUCAAAAAUCGACAGUAGGUUUGAAGAAAAAAAAGUGUUGUUUUUUGAUGGAAAGUAUUAUUAUUGAAAAAUGUGUGUCGAUUGAGCCACGUGCAAUGCAUUGGGUAGAUCAUUGUGUUUGUCUGUUAGAGAUUUUAAGAAAGCUAAGAGAAAAGAGAAAAAAAUGUAUUUGUUUCAAGUCCGUAAGCUCCGGGACUCUAAACUAGAGGGCCAUGAAAAAUCCUAGUCUUUGUAAGUUGGGGGUAUUUGUUUUUAUUUCCUUUGUCUCUUUUUUUUAAUGUUUUAUGUGUAAUCAUUUGUUUAUAAAAAUGUGGGAGGGCUGAAGGAAAAAAAAUCUACACAAUUUCAGAAAAAAUCUAUCAUCAGAAAAACUGGUGCUUUAACACUAUAAAGUACGUUCAGAACUAUUAUAAAUGAAUGAACAAAAAUAACUGACCAUUUAGGAAACAGCAUUAUUCCUCUCUCUAUUUGUAUUCUUCUUGUAUUGAGUAGGGGGAGAGGUUCCUAUUCCUUAAGGUUGUGACACAAAAGGCAUUUUGGUUCAACCUUUAGAAAAAAAAUACAACAAACCUUUACUGUCAAGCCUAAGAAAACUCUUCAGAUAAUUUACCCACGCACUGCCUGAAAACCCACCAGCAAAAACAAAACAACUCUCCCGAUUCAAUGAAUUUCUACCAAAUGCAUUGGCGUAAACACUUGACAAGUUCCUCCCUGUACUGUGGGAGAUGCUUCACAUCCAGAAACCUUUUUAUUCCCAUAUCAUCUCGAUAUGUUUCUGAAUCUUAGAGCUGAAUAGAGCCCACCAGGCUGUGUUGAGACACCUGAAGUUGAAGUGGACUGCGUCUUCACUUAAGACCUUCUGUACAGAUAACAGAAACGACAAAGGGGCAAAAGUAGCUGAUAAUCAGGCGUAAAUAUGAGGUCUGAGCCAUUAGGAAACAGGCAGCAAAGUGAGCCUCUCCCCUGUUCACCCCCUCCUCUGUAAAUGACUCUUAUAGUGCUUGUGCUGUAGUGUAUAGUUUCCCAGCAGUUAAAGGUUGUCCCUUGAAAGUG